This is a messenger RNA of Penicillium daleae, 336 nucleotides long. RefSeq lists its product as uncharacterized. The transcript has 2 exons. NCBI's taxonomy places the organism in Eukaryota, Fungi, Ascomycota, Eurotiomycetes, Eurotiales, Aspergillaceae. The record is from RefSeq and is a predicted model, not a curated record. Bases 1 to 336 code for a protein of 111 amino acids.
AUGUUCAGCUUGUCCCAGGAUGUCCCUGCAACGAUCAACAGCGUCGUGAAGGACAACCCUCGCGGUCAGUUGAAGCUCACGGCCAAAUUAGCCUCGGCCAAUGGCGGAAGCGAUCGGUCGUACUCGACGCCCAUGGCUGCGAGGUACGGCCCGAUGUUGGAGGAAAGGUUCACCCGCAAAGGGUCAGCCAAUGUCUUAUACGUCAAGAACCGUCAAGCAUCUUCCCUCGAAUCGCGAGCUGCCGGUGCCUCUCGCUGGAACUUACACGAGCUUGGACGUGGGAUUGGUGCCUUUCUAUACUGCUCCGUGGCACUGUCUGAGCUGGAAGGUUCCUAG